UCCUCUUAGUUUUGUAUAAACUCUUACGUUGGAUGGUGAAUCAGUUUUUUAAGAAACAUACAUAAGAGAGACGCGUGAAUCGCUACGAUCAUCACGUAGAUCGAUCGUCAAAUUGAUCGACCAAAGAUACAUCCUUUUAAUUUUCUUCAUUUCUUCCAAUUUAUAAAUAUCUAGCGCAUAGCUAAAGAUAAAUAUAUUGACUGCAAAGAGAUGCAAACGAGGAUGGUGUCAUACGAAGAGUAUUUUAAUUAACAUUGCCACCAUUCAAAGACGUUUUUGCGGCUCAUCUUAUAAUUUAGAAUCAAAUUAGUCGUUAUGGCGUUAGGUAUGCGAAACGUUCUCUUCGCGUUCGUAGUUAUUACGAUCCUCACCGAAGGAGAAUCGCAAUUAGGAGUAGAUUUCACGUUUCUCCAGCAAGUAGUUGUAGACUACCUCUUCCCUAAAGAUCCGGGUUUAGUGAGAGUGAGGAACAUGGAUCAGGAGAGAGGGCUAGGAGGCACAAUAGUAUUGGAUUUUAUCGGGUUGGUGGAGCAAUUCGGUUAUCCCGCUGAGGAGCAUGACAUUACAACGGAGGAUGGUUACAAUUUGCAAAUACAUCGAAUACCUGGGAGUCCACAGUGGAGAAAAAAAGAGAAAAAAAAGAUUGUGUUUAUGCAACAUGGUAUUUUUGCCUCGUCUGACAGCUGGGUGAUAUUCGGUCCUGGCAAAGACCUCGCGUUCUUAUUGGCCGAUCAAGGAUACGAUGUGUGGAUUGGAAAUGUCAGAGGAAAUAGCUAUGGCAGAUCGCAUGUGAAUAUGACGGUUUACGAUCGCAAGUUCUGGCAAUUUAGCUUUCAUGAGAUGGCAAUAAUGGAUCUGCCAGCUAUAUUCGAUUAUAUUUUUAAUCAUACCGGACAAAAAAGCAUGCAUUACAUCGGUCACUCGAUGGGAACAACGAUGUUGUUCAUUCUCCUAUCAAUGAAACCGGAGUAUAAUGCAAAGAUAGAACUAAGUAUUUGCUUUACUCCAGUUGCUUCAUGGAAGGAAGUUUCACCUACAUUUAGACAAAUUGCUUAUACAGCGCCAGUAGUGACGGAACUUCUCGCUAGAUACAACGUAUACGAUAUCUUUGCGCAAUGUGCAUCAAUCAUUACAACAUUAAGAGCACUUUGUCACGACGGGGCAGCUACUCAAUCUAUUUGUAUUACGAUACUCUUUUUAAUCGUAGGUGCUGAUCCGCCACAACUUAAUACUACGGCACUGCCAUAUCUAUUGUCUCAUAUUCCAGCCGGUACUUCCGUACAAACACUUCAUCACUUUUAUCAAAAUAUGUUUGUAGAUAAUUUCCAAAGUUUUGAUUAUGGAUCCGAGGGUAACAACGAGCGAUAUAAACAAAAAACACCUAUAAACUAUGAUCUUAGCAAAAUCACCGCGCCGAUUGCUCUAUUUUACGCAUCUAAUGAUGCGGUUGUUGCAGAGACGAAUGUAUUGGAAGUAGCAAAACAUUUGCCUAAUGUUGUUUUAAUAGAAAAAGUGCAGUAUGAAUCCUUCAACCAUGUAGAUUUCCUAUGGGGAAUUGACGCAAAUAUUCUUUUAUAUGAUCGAGUAAUAGACAUAAUACGGAGGUUCAAUGCUAAACAAAAUUAAAUUAUCAAUUGACUGAAUUUUAUGAUAUGC
Harpegnathos saltator (Jerdon's jumping ant) is the source of this 1656-nucleotide messenger RNA. RefSeq names its product lipase 3. The transcript has 9 exons. The record is from RefSeq and is a predicted model, not a curated record. Gene Ontology annotation, molecular function: hydrolase activity, acting on ester bonds. The coding region runs from base 316 to 1626 and encodes 436 amino acids. Gene Ontology annotation, biological process: lipid metabolic process. NCBI's taxonomy places the organism in Eukaryota, Metazoa, Arthropoda, Insecta, Hymenoptera, Formicidae.